AUGUGCACAUUCGUGAAAUUUAUUAGCAAUUUAUUGCUGUUAUCUUUAUUCUGCUGCUCUUUGACGAGCGUAAAUGCGGCUAAUGUGAUUAAUUAUCGUCAGCAGCAACACGUCAGCUAUACUGCGCGUCCAGUAAACGUUUUGCCAUCACAACAACAGCCGCAGCUGCAAAGGUACGAGCAGCAUUCUCAACAAACGCAAAUAGCAACCAAGGAGGAGUCUAUCUUCCGGCCCAUGGUGAGAUUUCUUACGGCAAAGCCGACACUGCAACAAUCACAAGUAAUCGGCAAUCGUUUACUAGCGACCGACUUAGCUAGCAAAGGAAAUCAACAGUUAGACUUAUUUAUUUCACAGCAACAACAACAGGCAAUAGCACCACCAGCAAGAGUGUCUCAGCAUUUUCAACAUGGAACAAUAAAAUUCCAGUCACAACAACAAUUUCUAACCAAAUUCAACCAACAUCAAAAUUUAAACUGGCAAUUUCAACAGUUAAAGUCAUUGCCAUCACCAUCAACAACAUCGAAACAAUUACCGAAUAACCAACAGUUUGUGCAGUACAACAGUUAUGUGCAGCACAAGUAUCAGCAGCAACAACAGCAGGCAUUCAAUUUGACCCGUUUUGUGCGGGUAAACCAAAAAUCACAACAGCAGCAGCAGCAGCAGCAGCAGCAGCAACGGCAACGGCAGCAACAUCAAGUGCAGCAACCGCAGCAGUCACUGCAAUCACAACAGCAACGCAUACAGUUUUAUCGACCCCAAGCGACAAAAACAACGCAGCAAUAUUCGCAGCCGCUGAAAAUUUAUGCACAGCCUUCUAAUUCAUAUCAGCAGCCUCACGCACAACAAGAACAACAACAGCAACAGCUAAUACAUAAACAGAACAAUUUUAGUGUUGUUGCAAGCCGCUUCAAUAGUUCAGAUGUUGUUAUCAGCCCAUUGCUGCCCUCGUACUCGGAUGAGGAAGAUGCAUUAACGCCAUUCAAUUUCACUCAGCCAUGCCAAGAUUGUUGCGUUGAGCGUCAGAAUCCAUGUCAGCGGUGCUGUGAUACUCGACCAUUUUUAAGUGCGGCUGUUUUGAAGUCAUCAACGGGUUAA
Anastrepha obliqua is the source of this 1095-nucleotide messenger RNA. RefSeq lists its product as uncharacterized. The record is from RefSeq and is a predicted model, not a curated record. The transcript has 3 exons. Lineage: Eukaryota; Metazoa; Arthropoda; Insecta; Diptera; Tephritidae. The coding region runs from base 1 to 1095 and encodes 364 amino acids.